This is a messenger RNA of Lolium rigidum, 519 nucleotides long. Its product is annotated as non-specific lipid-transfer protein 1-like. Gene Ontology annotation, molecular function: lipid binding. Gene Ontology annotation, cellular component: membrane. The transcript has a single exon. Lineage: Eukaryota; Viridiplantae; Streptophyta; Magnoliopsida; Poales; Poaceae. Bases 130 to 489 code for a protein of 119 amino acids. The record is from RefSeq and is a predicted model, not a curated record. Gene Ontology annotation, biological process: lipid transport.
CUCGGACCCCCUAUUUAAGCUGCUAUACUCCCUCGUAUCCUCCUCACCACCAUCACUCGCUCCACCCAGCAAAUCUUGCUAUUCCAUCCAUCGAUCCUGCAGCUUGCAACUAGGGGUUGCUAGCUCAACAUGGCCCGUGCUUCAGCUGCUCAGUUGGUGGUGGUGGCCAUGGUGGCAACGAUGCUCCUCGCCGCUCCUUACACCGCCGACGCCCUCACCUGUGGUCAGGUGAACUCUGCCUUGAGCCCCUGCCUGGCCUACGCUCGUGGCACCGCCAACUCCCCGUCCGGGGGCUGCUGCAACGGCGUCAAGUCGCUCGCCCGCGCCGCACAGAGCACCACCGACAAGCGCACCGCAUGCAACUGCCUCAAGACCGUGGCCAGGAGCAGCGGGGUCAAAGCCGGCAACGCAGCAAGCAUCCCCUCCAAGUGCGGCGUCAGCAUCCCCUACACCAUCAGCACCUCCUUCAACUGCAACAGCAUCCGCUGAUGAGUCGCUUGCGCCACACUUGCGCCGUCA